ACCCGCAUCCUCCUCCCUCCCACUCGGCGCAAUUCUCCUCCCAAUUCCCUCCACCAUGCCCAUGGCGCCGCGCCAUCUCUGAUCCUUCCUACCCACCUCCACCACCCUCCAGCUGCCCCCUCCAUCUCCCUCCUUUGAAAAUGGCAAUGCUGGUGGAUCCUCCGAAUGGCGUGGGAAACCAAGGGAAGCAUUACUACUCUAUGUGGCAAACCUUAUUCGAGAUCGAUACCAAGUAUGUGCCGAUCAAGCCCAUCGGCCGAGGAGCUUAUGGAAUAGUUUGCUCGUCCAUCAACCGCGAGACGAACGAGAAAGUAGCGAUAAAGAAGAUACAUAAUGUAUUCGACAACCGUGUGGACGCACUGAGGACCUUGCGGGAGCUGAAACUCCUUCGGCAUCUCCGCCAUGAGAAUGUUAUUUCAUUGAAGGAUAUAAUGAUGCCUAUACAAAGGAGGAGCUUUAAGGAUGUGUACUUGGUUUAUGAACUCAUGGAUACCGACCUGCACCAGAUAAUCAAAUCACCCCAGGGGCUUUCCAAUGAUCACUGCCAAUAUUUUCUUUUUCAGUUGCUUCGAGGACUGAAAUAUCUCCAUUCAGCAGAGAUACUCCACAGAGACCUAAAGCCUGGGAAUCUACUGGUGAAUGCAAACUGUGAUUUGAAGAUAUGUGAUUUUGGUCUUGCACGCACAAACAGUAGUAAAGGCCAGUUUAUGACUGAAUAUGUCGUCACCCGCUGGUAUAGGGCUCCUGAGCUGCUGCUUUGCUGUGACAACUAUGGCACUUCCAUCGAUGUUUGGUCUGUUGGCUGCAUCUUUGCUGAGCUACUUGGCCGCAAGCCUAUUUUUCCAGGGACGGAGUGCCUAAAUCAGUUAAAGCUGAUAGUCAAUGUUCUUGGCACCAUGAGUGAAUCUGAUCUAGAGUUCAUCGACAACCCAAAAGCUCGCAGAUACAUCAAGACACUUCCCUACACUCCUGGUGUUUCCCUUGCAAGUAUGUACCCACAUGCACACCCUCUCGCCAUCGAUCUGUUACAGAAGAUGCUCAUCUUCGAUCCUACCAAAAGGAUUAGCGUCACACAGGCCCUCGAGCACCCUUACAUGUCUCCUCUGUACGACCCAAGUGCAAACCCUCCCGCGCAAGUGCCCAUCGACCUCGACAUAGAUGAGAACAUCAGUGCAGAGAUGAUCCGGGAAAUGAUGUGGCAGGAGAUGCUUCACUACCAUCCUGAAGCUGCAGCAGCAGUAAGCAUGUGACGAUCUUCAAGUGCCCCGGGAAGAACCCGACAGGCUCACUUACUUUUUUCCCUUGAAAAGCCUAGUGCGAUUAUCGCAUGUAUUAAGUAACCACGACGUGCAGUGUGGAGAGAGUUAUCUCUGUGUAGAUAUGCAGUGCGAUAAGAACCGCAUAUGGAUAGUUCUUGUUAUGGACCAUUACUUGGUGUAUGUAAGCAGUUGACUGUUGUGUUGUAUGAGUUGAUGAAAGUACUGUUGGACUGAAUCAGUAAAUGUUGAUUUGGUAGUGUA
Messenger RNA from Lolium rigidum, 1520 nucleotides. RefSeq names its product mitogen-activated protein kinase 3. Gene Ontology annotation, biological process: intracellular signal transduction; protein phosphorylation. The record is from RefSeq and is a predicted model, not a curated record. Gene Ontology annotation, molecular function: MAP kinase activity; ATP binding. The transcript has 3 exons. NCBI's taxonomy places the organism in Eukaryota, Viridiplantae, Streptophyta, Magnoliopsida, Poales, Poaceae. Gene Ontology annotation, cellular component: nucleus; cytoplasm. Bases 141 to 1250 code for a protein of 369 amino acids.